AUGAUUGCUUACAUAACUCAUAGGCUGGGAGAAAAAUCGAAUUUAGAAGGCAAUGAGGAAUUUGAUAAAUGUAUUCAAAAUAAAGUUGAAGGAUUUAGUAGUACGUUAAAGAAGAAAUGGUUAGAUUCAAAUCGGUGUUUGACUAAAUUUUUAAAAAAAAAUGAUAAUUGGUUGGAUUUAGAAUUUAAAAUUCCAUUAUUGAAAAAAUGUGAAGAAUUGUAUGAACCUUCCACAAGUUCUGGUAGGCCACGUAAAUCUUUUUUAGAGUCAAGUGAUCGUUCUAAGCGCAGGCAAAUAAAAAACCUAAGAGAAAUAACUUCAUCAGAUGAAUUAAUCUGUGCAGCAAAAUCGACAUUGUAUGUUGAAGGGAAACGUGCUGCAGCCGAUCUUGUUUCCCAGGCAACAGAGUAUUCUCCCCAACGUGCAAUAAAGAUUAGAAAAUUGUAUAAAAAUGAAGCGAAAAAUAAAUAUACUUCUUACACAGAUGAUGAGGCUGUAGCAUUUAUCAUCGAUACUCACAUGACUAAAAAUGCGUAUCACAAAACUAGAUUAGGUGCUAAAAAACACGGAGCUGACAUAUACCCUUCGUAUGAUAGAGUUCGAUUAGCUAAAUAUAGAUGUUACCCUGAAAGUAUAAUUAUAAGUGAAAUAAGUGCGUCAGUUCCACUUCAAAAUUUGUUGGACCAUACAAUUAAACGGUUAUGGGAAACAUUAGAUUUUGAUGAUACAAUUGAUUAUGCGGAAGAGUAUUCCGAGCUCAAAUUUAUAUGUAAGUGGGGGUGCGAUGGUAGUUCGGGUCACAGCGAAUACCACCAAAGUUUUCAUGAUAUAGAAACUGAUGAUACCGAGUGCAGACAAAAUGCUAUAACUGACAGUAGCAUUGUUUUAUUCUGUAUUGUGCCAUUGCGUCUUACAGGAGUUAUUAAGGUUUCGAACACUCGAGUUAUUUUGUGGGAAAAUCCGACACCCUCUUCUACCCGAUACUGUAGACCUUUAAAAAUUGUACAUGCAAAAGAAACUAAAGAAGUUACAAAUACUGAAGUCGGAAGAGUAGAGAAAGAAAUUAUGGAAUUAAAAUCUGUCGAGUUAAAUAUUAACAAUAGUGUUUUAUGUAUUAACUACACAAUGCUUAUGACAAUGGUUGAUGGAAAGGUUAUAAAUACAUUGACCGAAACUUCGAGUCAACUUUGUUAUAUUUGUAAAUGUAACCCAACUAACAUGAAUGAUUUGGAUAACAUAAAACGUUUUGUAGUUAAUGAAGAUAAUGUUAAGUAUGGAAUGUCAAGUUUACACGCGUGGAUAAAAUUUUUAGAAUUAGUAUUGCACAUUGCGUAUAAAUUAGAAUCGGCUCCUACUACGAAACGAACAACUUCCGAACAAAAGAAGAAAAUUGAGGAAAAAAAGAAGGAAAUACAAUUUCGUCUUUGGAAUGAAUUAGAUAUUAAAGUUGAUAAAGUUGUUCAGGGUAGAGGUACGUCUAAUACAGGAAAUGUAGCUAGACGGUUUUUUAGGAACACAGAAAAAGUUGCUGAAAUCACUGGAAUCAAUUUAAAUUUAUUAAACCGAUUCUCAACUAUUUUAACAGUUAUUUCUUGUGGUUCUGAAAUAAAUUAUGAUGAAUUCGAAAACUAUGCAAAAGAUACUGCAGAACUUUAUGUCAAACAUUAUAAUUGGUACAGAAUGCCACCAAGUAUACACAAAAUUUUAAUUCAUGGCUCAUUAAUUAUAAAAAAUGCUCUUGUACCGAUUGGGCAGUUGUCGGAAGAGGCUCAAGAGGCAAGUAAUAAAAACUACAAUCGAUUCAGAGAACAUCAUUCUCGAAAAUCAUCACGUUUUCAUACAAAUACAGAUAUUUUUAAUUUCUUAUUAGUGUCAUCUGAUCCAUUAAUUACAAGUUUAAGAACACAACCUAACAAAUCACAUACUAAAUUACCUCCAGAAGCCAUUCAUUUACUUAACAUCGAAAGCUCAGAACUGAAUGAAAUAGAAACUAGUGAUAGUGAAAUAAAUAGUAGUUAUUCUGAAUAA
This is a messenger RNA of Macrosiphum euphorbiae (potato aphid), 2028 nucleotides long. The record is from the annotation of a GenBank genome assembly. NCBI's taxonomy places the organism in Eukaryota, Metazoa, Arthropoda, Insecta, Hemiptera, Aphididae.